AUGUCAAGAGAAGGAGUUAAGAUUGAGCACGAGAAGAAGCUGUCUGCGUUGCAGAGUCAGGAGUACAAGGGAGGCGAUGACUCCAAGCUAGACAAGACUAAAACUUCCAUCACCAGAUUGCAAUCACUGAUCAUUGUUACUUCAGAAGCUGUUUUCACCACGUCGAGUGCCAUUCUCCGCCUCCGGGACACUGACCUUGUGCCUCAGCUUGUUGAACUCUGCCACGGCGUCUCUAACCACCGCAAAUGCAGAUUAAUGUACAUGUGGAAGUCAAUGCACGAGUACCACGAAAUCCAGAACAACAUCGUCCAGCAAGUCCGUGGCCUGAUCAGCCAGACAGAGAGAGGUGAGUCAACAUCAGAAGUACACCGGCAGGUGACGCGGGACCUAGAGUCAGCUGUCUCCUUGUGGCACUCGAGCUUCUGCCGCAUCAUCAAAUUCCAAAGGGAGUUCAUAAGCUCCCUCCACGCCUGGUUCAAGCUCAGCCUGGUUCCCCUGAGCAACGAGGACGAAAAGAAGCAGCGGUCAGACUCGUUUGCCUUGUGUGAAGAGUGGAAGCUGAGCCUGGAGCGUGUGCCUGACACGGUGGCGUCGGAGGCCAUAAAGAGCUUUGUAAACGUGGUCCAUGUGAUAUCGAUAAAGCAGGGGGAAGAGGUGAAGAUGAAGAAACGCACGGAGAGUGCAGGAAAGGAGCUGGAGAAGAAGGCGUCAUCACUGAGGAGCAUAGAGAGGAAGUACUACCAGGCCUACUCGACGGUCGGGAUAGGCCCUGGACCGGAGGCCCUGGACGCACGGGACCCGCUGUCUGAGAAGAAGUCAGAGCUGGCGGCGUGUCAGAGGCAGGUGGAGGAUGAGGUGAUGAGGCACGUCAAGGCUGUGGAGGUGACACGGGCCAUGACUCUCAACAAUCUUCAAACGGGCCUGCCCAAUGUCUUCCAGGCCUUGACCAGCUUCUCAUCUCUCUUCACUGACUCUCUCCACACCGUCUGUUCUCGUUCCUACUCCAUCAACUAA
Molecule: messenger RNA, 1014 nt
Organism: Thlaspi arvense
Lineage: Eukaryota; Viridiplantae; Streptophyta; Magnoliopsida; Brassicales; Brassicaceae
Source: the annotation of a GenBank genome assembly